This is a messenger RNA of Cuscuta campestris, 568 nucleotides long. The record is from the annotation of a GenBank genome assembly. NCBI's taxonomy places the organism in Eukaryota, Viridiplantae, Streptophyta, Magnoliopsida, Solanales, Convolvulaceae.
AGGAUAACGUGACAUAAAAAUGGCAACUUUGCAACCACUUUAUUAAAAUAAAAUAAAAAAAGUCCCCAUUUCCGUACUCACAUUCCCAAGAUUUGUUGGCUUAAAGGACAAACAAACACACCGCAGAACUGGAAAAAAAAAAGAAGAGGAAAAGGAUAAAAAAUGUCUCCUACAAAUCCCAGCGAAUGCGUCUGCGGCGGAGGCGGAGCUGGUGCCGCUGAUCGGGAAGGCGGAGGCGGCGGUGGAGCUGAACGAGACGCGGAGGAAGCUGAACAGCUUCCGGAUUUGCGCGCUGUGCACCUGCUGCGCCGCCGGGAAGGGCUACUGCCUGCCGUCUCCCUGCUGCUAUGCCAUCAAUUGCAACAUACCAAACAGGCCCUUCGGUUUCUGCUCCUUCACGCCCAAGACCUGUAAUUGCCUUGGCUGCCAUCUCUAAUUACGUUCCAUGUUUUUUUUUUUAAAAUUUGUUUUUUUUUUAAAAAAUUAUUAUUAUUUCUCCCUGCUUAAUUUAGUACGAAAAAAAAAUGAAAUUUACCAAUUUGAAGGAAAGUAAAUUAGACUUUAAUCG